Alligator mississippiensis (American alligator) is the source of this 1161-nucleotide messenger RNA. RefSeq names its product olfactory receptor 4S2-like. Gene Ontology annotation, cellular component: membrane. Gene Ontology annotation, molecular function: G protein-coupled receptor activity; olfactory receptor activity. The transcript has a single exon. The record is from RefSeq and is a predicted model, not a curated record. Lineage: Eukaryota; Metazoa; Chordata; Crocodylia; Alligatoridae. Bases 15 to 944 code for a protein of 309 amino acids. Gene Ontology annotation, biological process: G protein-coupled receptor signaling pathway.
UAUGCAUUGACCACAUGGAACCUGCACAUAAUGUGUCUGAAUUUGUUUUAUUGGGACUUACUCAAGAUUGGGAGUCAGAACAAAUCUGUUUUAUGCUGUUUUCAAUUUUCUAUGCACUUAUUGUAGUGGGAAACCUCAUCAUCAUCAUCACUAUCAAGAGCAGCAAAAGUCUGAUUUCCCCCAUGUAUUUCUUCCUAAGCUACCUUUCAGUUGUUGACAUCUGCUACUCUACAUCUAUAGCACCCAAAAUGAUCUCAGACUUCCUUGUUGAGAGGAAGACCAUCUCAUUCUCUGGCUGUAUGACACAGCUCUUCUUUGUCCAUUUCCUUGGUUGUACAGAGAUAUUCUUCCUCACAGUGAUGGCUUACGAUCAGUACAUUGCUAUCUGCAAACCACUUCAUUACAUGGCCAUCAUGACUGGGCGUGUGUGUGGUUGGAUGGUGUUGGGUUCCUGGAUAGGGGGCUUUCUGCAUUCCAUUAUACAGACUCUCCUGACCACUCAGCUCCCGUUCUGUGGGCCUAAUGAGAUUGAUCACUAUUUCUGUGAUGUGCACCCUUUGCUGAAACUGGCUUGUACUGACCCCUACAUUAUUGGCCUCAUGGUUGUUGCUAAUACUGGGAUGAUUUCUUUUACCUGUUUUGUUGUGUUAGUUAUAUCAUAUGUUGUCAUCUUAGUCUCAUUGAGGAGACAAACUUCUGAAGGGCGCCUCAAAGCUCUCUCUACAUGUGCCUCCCGCAUCACUGUAGUGAUUAUAUUUUUGGGGCCAUGUACCUUCAUGUACUUACGACCAUCAACAACCUUCUCAGAGGAUAAAACUGUCUCUGUGUUCUACACUGUCUUCACCCCUAUGCUGAACCCCUUGAUUUAUACCCUGAGAAAUGAAGAGGUGAAAACUGCCAUGGGAAAAUUGUGGAACAUAAAAGUGGGCUUAGGAGAUAAAUGAAAAUGGUACAUUGUAAAAAUAGUACUUUUGGAAACUGAGGUAAACUAGAUUUCACCAGCUUUUUAGAGAAAAAAGACAUAUUUAUAUUUUAGGCUAGUAGUUUUGCCAUGAAAAUGUCACAAGAAUUUCCUAUUUAUAGGCUACUGUGCACCUCUUGUAAUAGGAAUAUCUGGAAUAUUUAAUUAUGUUGGAAAAGUAAAGACUCUUGUAUUCUUUA